AUGAAGAAAGACUUGUCGGAAAUCGCCGGUUGGGUUGGUCCGACCAAGAAAGGCAUGGGACUUUUGGGCAUUGCUUGGGUCGAGCUAGGCUACCUAGUGAUUUACAAGCACCCUCACUGCACACUUUCUAUAUAUCUGUCUCCAUCCAAUCAAAGACGUCCAUGCCAUAGAGAAUCAGGCUCGGCAAAAACGAGACUAGGGACCAUGCUCCCCGCUUUCUUCCUGUGGUUACUAUUAGAACACAAGCCAAGGAACUCAAAACCACAACACAAGCACCCUUUAUUUACUAGUUUAGGAGUUUUCGCCCGCGAAGGUAAAUAG
Molecule: messenger RNA, 321 nt
Organism: Capsicum annuum
Lineage: Eukaryota; Viridiplantae; Streptophyta; Magnoliopsida; Solanales; Solanaceae
Source: the annotation of a RefSeq genome assembly